Medicago truncatula (barrel medic) is the source of this 1563-nucleotide messenger RNA. RefSeq names its product peroxidase 5. The record is from RefSeq and is a predicted model, not a curated record. The transcript has a single exon. Lineage: Eukaryota; Viridiplantae; Streptophyta; Magnoliopsida; Fabales; Fabaceae. Gene Ontology annotation, molecular function: peroxidase activity; heme binding. Bases 348 to 1376 code for a protein of 342 amino acids. Gene Ontology annotation, biological process: hydrogen peroxide catabolic process; response to oxidative stress.
AGCAUAGCCUCCAAAACCAGAAGAAGAGUUCAAAAGUGGAUUGCUUCAACUUCUGUCUAAAAUUGAAGGCUGCAGCCAAACACGUUUUUGUUUACAAAGUAAUACCUACUCUCAUCUCUUCCCCUUCACCAUAAUAUAUUCCCCAACCUAUAUAUAUACACUAAUGAGGCAGAGGCAGAUAUCUCCACCUCAACCUUAAUUCAUAUCCAACAACAACUAUAUACUUGCAUACCAUUCUAUUCCUUAGUCUCACACUACUUAAUUAGAAGACUAAUACUAAAAAACCAAAUUACAUAUAUCUACUACUUAAUUCAAUUGAGAGAUAGAGCAUAUACUAUAAGCUAACAAUGGUUAAAAUGCAUGCAAUACUCUCUAUAGCUACCUUGGUUAUAGUUAUUCUCUCAGUUUCAACAACAUUGGCAUCAUCAACAUCUUUGAAGUAUGGUUUCUACAAGACAACAUGUCCAUCCGCGGAGGCAAUUGUUAGAAGAGCUGUAAACAAAGCUGUUUCACUCAACCCCGGCAUCACUGCUGGUUUGAUUAGAAUGCAUUUUCAUGAUUGCUUUGUCAGAGGAUGUGAUGGUUCUGUUUUAUUAGAUUCCAUACCAGGUAUUCGAUCUGAGAGAGACCAUCCUGCAAACAAUCCAAGUUUACGUGGCUUUGAAGUAAUCAACGAAGCUAAGGCACAAAUAGAGGCUGCAUGUCCUAAAACGGUGUCCUGUGCAGACAUUCUUGCUUUUGCAGCUCGAGACAGUGCUCGCAAAGUUAGUGGCGGCAGAAUAGACUACUCAGUACCAUCAGGACGCAGAGAUGGUCGAGUGUCUAUCUUCGACGAAGUCACACAAAAUUUACCACCACCAACUUUCAGUGCGGAGCAACUUAUCGAUAAUUUUGAUAGAAAAGGUUUGUCAGUAGAUGAAAUGGUUACACUUUCUGGUGCUCAUUCUAUUGGUGUCUCACAUUGUUCUUCAUUCUCAAAACGAUUAUACUCUUUCAAUGCAACUUUUCCUCAAGAUCCUUCUAUGGACCCUGACUUUGCUAGGUUGUUGAGAUCCAAGUGUCCGCCACCACAGUCACAACAAUCACAGUCACAGAUACAGAACCUAGACUCAACAGUGGCGUUUGAUGGUUCCACGCCUAAUGAUUUGGACAACAUGUACUAUAAGAGGUUGAAGAAUAACCGUGGUUUAUUAACUUCGGAUCAAAUAUUGGUUAAUAGUGGCUUAACUAAGAGAAUGGUGUUAAAAAAUGCCAGACAUGCUGCAAUCUGGAAUGUGAAGUUUGCCAAGGCAAUGGUACAUAUGGGUAACUUGGAUGUGUUGACAGGUUCUCAAGGUGAGAUUAGGGAGUACUGCAGCGUUGUUAAUUUUAUUUAACUGCACCAUAUUUCUUGAUCUUUCUAAAAGUUUGUCCAUAAAUGCAAAGAUGUAUACUUUCUUUCUUUUUCUUAUCUAUUCUUUGAUAUUAUGAUUGAUUUUGUUUGUAAUCAUUCUUUAUUUGUGUGUGACCGUUUGUACUCUUUAUCAAUUCAAGUGUAUAUGUGAAAUCAAGUGUAAUAAAACG